This is a messenger RNA of Adineta steineri, 537 nucleotides long. The record is from the annotation of a GenBank genome assembly. Lineage: Eukaryota; Metazoa; Rotifera; Eurotatoria; Adinetida; Adinetidae.
AUGACGUUACAAAAAUUAAAAGUCGAACCAUUAACUAAAGAAGCCUUUGCUUCAUUUGGUGACGUAAUUGAAACAGAUCAACGUCCGUUUAGAGUAAUUAACAAUGGUUCAACUCGUCGUUAUCAUGCUCUUGCUCAAGUAGAAACUGCAUAUCCAGCUGAUGGUGAUCGUGCCAUUAUAAGUAUCUUUCGAGCUCAGACAACAAAACUGCCAUUUACUAUUAGUAUGUUGGAACGACAUCCACUUGGUAGUCAAGCUUUUGUACCAUUACUUGGUCGAACAUCUCUUGUUGUAGUUGCUCCACCGACUGAUAGUUCUAUCAAUAAUGAUAAACCACAACUUGAUCUUAUACGUGCAUUUAUAACAAAUGGUAAACAAGGAAUAAAUUAUAGUCGUGGAACUUGGCAUCAUCCAGUAUUAGCUAUUGGUGAUGAAGAUGAUGAAUUUCUUGUUGUAGAUCGUGAAGGUUCAGGUAAUAAUUGUGAUGAACAUUUUUUUGAAGAACAUGAACAAAUGAUUCUCGAUUAUCAAUCAUAA